Messenger RNA from Physcomitrium patens, 3532 nucleotides. The record is from RefSeq and is a predicted model, not a curated record. Lineage: Eukaryota; Viridiplantae; Streptophyta; Bryopsida; Funariales; Funariaceae.
GGAGAAGAAGAAGAUGAAGAAGCAUACUGUAGUUAAAUCUAAGAAUACAAAUGAGAUUGGGCACUAGGCCCCCGGCUCAUAUUAAAAGAAUAAAACGAGAAUCUCAGCGCUUGCUUUUCAAAUUUGGGGUUAGAUCACGUCACUCUUGACCUGUAUAGACUCCGUGCACAUUAGAACUGAGAAUCUCCUUUUAGAUUCUAGACUUGGACACUAGUGUGACCUUUCGUCACUAUUUACCUAGUCUUUGGAUGCGGCAAGCAAUGAGAGGUAAUGUAGGAUGAAUGUUCGAUGUCUCAAUGUCAAGCGAUCACACAGCUGAUUCCAUGGUACCACUUAUCUUAUAUGAAGCAGCCUUUGGGAGUAAGAUAAUGCGCAUUGACAACUUGGAGUGAUUUAGGGGCACGCAUGUAUGACAAGGUCGGACAAAGAGCACGUUCCACAGAUGCAGCAGGGUGUUUGGCAACAGCACUGGCCGAGGAUUUAGCUGCUGGUGCAGAGCCGAAAUCUACAUAGGAAUGACGUGAAUUUCUCUGAGUUGAAGCGUAUCUGUUGCAGACAAACAGUAUGAAACAAAUAAGCCUGCUGGAUUGGCGUUUAGAUACUCUGAUGUUAUAAUUUCAUUUUCAUCGGGGCUUCAAAGGAAUGUGUAGCAUGGCUUACACUCGCAAGUCCUCCGGAUCCAAAUCAUGCGCAUUGGGCUCACCAAAGUGCAGUAACAUAGAUAUGUCACUGCGAAGGAUGAGGUGGGUUUUGGCGAUGAUCUUAGCAUUAGGUCUAACGAUGCCUGGUUAUGAAGCUGCUGGGCAAAGUCAUGCAGACAUUGAUACCUACAUGGUGUUACUGGAAGGUCCGCCAAUUGUGAUAUACAAAGGGGAUAUUCCUGGUUUGCGUGGCACAGCCAAGUACUUCACGAACAGCUGGAAGAAACAUCAUCGCAGAGCCCAUGUUAAGGAUUUGGUGAGUAAGUAUAAAACUCACUUGAUUCAAAAGCAUGAUGCACUUCUGAAGGAUCUAUUUCAGGAGAAGAGCUGCACCAAGCUCUACAGCUUCACUCACAUUCUCAAUGGCGCUGCUGUGCGACUGACAUCCCAGCAGGCUGAUGUUUUAGCGAAGCACCCUUCAGUGGUGCAUGUUCAGAAGAGCUUUAAAGUGCAGACGACAACGGUCCAUACUCCCGAAUAUCUUGGACUACCCACGGGAAUAUGGUCAAAGAUGGGGGGAGCUUUGGGUGCAGGAGAAGACAUAGUUAUUGGAAUAGUGGACACAGGAAUCGACCCAACGCACCCAAGUUUCUCAACUGUAGGCCAAAAGCCAUACGUACCUCUUAGUAAAUAUCGAGGAACAUGCGAGGUUGCCAAAGAAUUUCCUGCUGGUUCUUGCAAUGGAAAACUUAUUGGAGCGCAGCAUUUUUCAGCUGCUGCCAGUCAAGAUGGUGCAUUCAACGCUUCGCUUCAUUUUGCGUCCCCCUUGGAUGGUGACGGCCAUGGAAGCCAUGUAGCAUCUACUGCAGCUGGAAACUACGGAGUGCCAGUCAUCCUUAACAAUGUCACAUAUGGUAAAGCAAGUGGCAUGGCUCCAAGAGCACGAAUUGCAGUUUACAAGGCAUUGUAUCGUUUGAUCGGGGGUUUCAUACCAGAUGUUAUUGCUGCCUGCGACAAGGCCGUUGCCGACGGAGUAGAUAUACUCAGUCUGUCUUUAGGACCUAAUAGUCCACCAGGUAACUCUACAAGUACCUUCUUGAAUAUCCUAGACUUAGCUCUACUUAAUGCUGUCAAGGCGAACGUCCUCGUUGUUCAAGCAGCUGGGAAUGGAGGUCCUUAUCCCAAGACGGUGACAUCCUUUAGUCCCUGGGUACUGUCGGUGGCGGCCGGAGUUGAUGACAGAACGUAUCCUAACGUUAUUACUCUUGGAGAUAAAAGUGUUCUGAAAGGAACAGGACUUGCUCCUGCGACAAAAGGAGAAGUACUCUACCCCUUGAUUUUAGCUAAAGACGCAACAGAAGGUCAAGGUAAUCCGGGAUUCGCACCUAGCGAUUGUCAAGAGCCUUCUAUUUUUCAAAAGGCGCUAGUCACAGGAAAACUCCUCAUCUGCACAUAUGGCUUCAACUACAUUUUUGGCGGCAGUACAUUACAACAAUUAGUGAAGACUGUUGAGGCUGUGGGAGCAGCGGGUGUGGUGUUGGUUGUGGAGUCUGACGGUUCUGGCAGUAAAUUCGAUCCUGUGCCCCUUCGAAUCCCAGCUAUUGCCCUUCUCAGUUUCGCGGAUUCAGCGACUUUUCUGGGAUACUAUGAAGCAAAUACAAAACGGGGUCAGAAUGGCAAAGCCCUCUCAUUUGGCGCAACUGCUAAACUUGGAGAUGGUCAAGUCACUGUCUACACGGGUCAGGCGCAGCAAGUUGCUCUGUUCUCAUCGAGAGGCCCCGACGUGAGAGAUUUCAACUUCAAUGACGCUGAUGUGUUAAAACCCAAUGUUAUGGGGCCAGGCUUCCUCAUCUGGGGAGCGUGGACACCCAUCGCAAUUGAUAAUGCCGCUUAUCAAGGUGAACAUUUUGCCAUGAUCUCGGGAACAAGUAUGGCGACGCCCCACGUUGCGGGUCUUUCUGCUUUGCUCAAAGCGAAGUAUCCGGCAUGGAGUCCAGCCGCUCUCUCGUCAGCCAUGGUCACAACAGCUGAUGUUCUAGACCAGCAAGGGCGACCAAUUCAGUCACAGCAACUCUCUGGAGGCCCUACACCUUUGCUGCAAGACGCUACGCCCUUUGACAUGGGAGGUGGAGCGCUCAAUAUCAAUGCUGCCAUUAAUCCAGGCCUCAUCUUCGAAGCAGUAUAUCUAGACUACAUAAAGUUUCUAUGUUCUGCAAACAUGUCAACUCCCGGAGAAGUGUUGGCUGCGACGAAAACAGCAUGCCCACAAGCUCCAGGCAUUCCAGCCGACCUCAACACCCCAUCCAUCACAUUCGCCAAUCUGGUGGGGACCAAAACUGUGUCGCGAACCGUCACGAAUGUCAUGGCAGCGGGAGAGACGUACACCGUGACAUGGACGAACCCAGCAGACGUUGUCCUCACAGCCAGCCCCACAAGCUUCGCAAUCGGAACCGGUCUUCAAAACACGCAAACCGUUGGCUUCACUUUGCGAGCAACAGCAACUUCACAGACAGCUUCCUUUGGGCGGAUCAUAUUCAAGGGGUCCUUAGGACACACGGUACACAUCCCAGUUUCGAUUGGAAUCAAAGAGCCUUGAAAAUUUUCAAUUUUUUUUUCUUCUUCGUCCAUUACUAUCCGGAAACAGAGCUCCUCUAAUUCUGUUCGAAGUUUUUCGAGGCUCAGGCCUGUCGUGGGUCUUGCUUUGACCUCACAUUACGAUGAAAGCUUAGAAAGGAUUGUUAUUUCUCUACAAGGCCAUUUCCCUACCUUCCACAUUUCAAGGUAAUAAGGUUAUGAACAGUUUUUGCAAGAAUGCAUUGGAUGGAAUUGAUAAAGGUCCUCAAUUAUUAUUUUUUACCCGAUAAGAUUGCUGAAGUCAUAAAUUUACCACU